This is a messenger RNA of Paralichthys olivaceus (Japanese flounder), 3696 nucleotides long. Lineage: Eukaryota; Metazoa; Chordata; Actinopteri; Pleuronectiformes; Paralichthyidae. The record is from RefSeq and is a predicted model, not a curated record.
CCAGGACCCGCCCAUCGGUUCUGAGCCAAUCGCGUGAAACAUGAGCAGAGGGCGCAGCCAAUCACGUGGAGAGACUUGGUGCGGUUCCGGCCAAUCGAGCGCGAGGGGCGUGUCCCCAGGUCCAGCGGUGCCUGUACCUCUCUGGUUCUGAGAAACACGUAACACACCUUGAAGGUUCCGGUUCCCGGUGACCCGCCGGUGAGAGAGACGCCGCGCAGCCCGGAGCAACAGCCGCCAGACGGGCCGAGAAGCGAGGAGAGCCCGCUGCCCCCUGGAGGAGCCAACAUGGAGAAAGUCGGCAAGGAUGCCAAGACCAACCCGACGAUCACGGCCGGUCUUUGGUCGAAGAUCUUGUUCUGGUGGCUCAACCCUCUGUUCCGCACUGGAUACAAACGCAGGCUGGAGGAAGAGGACAUGUUCCGGGUGGUCCCGGAGGACAGUUCUGUGGCACUGGGUCAAGAAAUGCAGAGAUACUGGGAACUUGAGCUCCAGAAGGCCUCCAAAGAGAUGCGGACGCCGAACCUCGGGAGAGCCAUCAUCCAGUGCCACUGGAAACCAUACGCACUGCUGGGAAUCUUCACUGUCUUCGAGGAGAUCAUCAAAGUGACCCAGCCCAUCCUCUUGGGGAAGAUGAUUCAGUACUUUGAAUAUUACAACCCAAAAGACAGCCGGGCUUUGUACGACGCCAUCGGCUACGCAGCUGGUUUGUCUCUGUUUGCCAUCAUCCUGGCGGUGUUCCAUCACUUCUACUUCUACCAUCUCCAGAAGGUCGGCAUGAAGAUCCGAGUGGCCCUGUGUCACAUGAUCUUCAAGAAGUCUCUGUGUCUCAAUAACGUAGCCAUGGGAAAGACCACCACGGGCCAGAUUGUCAACCUGCUUUCGAAUGACGUCAAGAUGUUUGAUGAUCUCACCAUCUUCUUGCACUUCCUGUGGGUCGGGCCCCUCCAGGCAGCUGUGGUUGUCGGGCUGCUGUGGUUGGAGAUCGGCCCGUCGUGCUUGGCAGGCAUGGUGGUCCUCUUGUUCCUGAUGCCCAUGCAGACCCUGUUUGGAAGGCUCUUUUCUAAGUACAGGACUCGGACAGCGAUCCUGACUGACAGCAGAAUCCGUACGAUGAACGAAGUGGUGUCUGGAAUGAGGAUCAUCAAAAUGUACGCCUGGGAGAAACCAUUUGCUGCUCUGGUCUCUGAGGUCAGAAGGAAGGAGAUCUCCACGAUCAUGAGCAGCUCGUACCUGCGAGGUCUCAACAUGGCCUCCUUCUUCUGCGCCAACAAGUUCAUCCUCUUCUGCACCUUCACCGUCUACGUGCUCCUCGGAAACACCAUGUCGGCCACGCGUGUGUUUGUGACGGUGUCGCUCUACUCCGCCGUGCGACUCAACGUCACGCUCUUCUUCCCUGCUGCGAUCGAGAGGCUGUUUGAGGCCUAUGUCAGCGUCACCAGGAUCCAGGAGUUCUUGCAGCUCGGUGAGAUCACGAAAAGCAGCGUCGCUCUGCCACAGGAGGACAAGAAGGACCGAUCAGUGGAAAUCCAGGAUCUGUUCUGCUACUGGGACAAGAGUCUGGAUUCUCCAUCUCUGCAGAACGUCUCCUUCACUGUGAACUCAAAUCAGCUGUUGGCUGUAAUUGGACCGGUGGGAGCUGGAAAGUCGUCACUGCUGUGCUCCAUCCUCGGAGAGCUGCCUGUUGAAAAGGGCUUGCUGAAGGUCAACGGUAAGCUGACGUACGCUUCCCAGCAGCCCUGGGUGUUUCCUGGAACCAUCCGCAGCAACAUCCUGUUUGGGAAAGAGAUAAACUCGCAGAAGUAUGAGAGAGUCCUGAAAGCCUGCGCUCUGAAGAGGGACCUGGAGCUGCUUCCAGAGGGAGACCUGACUCUGAUCGGAGACCGAGGAGCCACGCUCAGCGGGGGGCAGAAAGCUCGUGUCAACCUGGCGAGGGCUGUGUAUCAGGAGGCGGAUGUUUACCUCCUGGAUGAUCCGUUGAGUGCUGUGGACGCUGAGGUCGGGAGACACCUCUUCGAACAGUGCAUCUGUGGCCUGCUGAAGAACAAGCCCCGGAUCCUGGUCACCCACCAGCUGCAGUACCUGCAGAAAGCCGAUGAGAUCCUGGUCCUCAAGGAGGGUUUCAUGGUGGCCAAAGGGACGUACACAGAGCUGCAGCAGUCUGGAGUGGACUUCACCUCCCUGCUGAAGACGGAGGAGGAGGAGCAGCAGGGUCCUCAAGACGUCUACAGCAGGAGCAGAACUCUGUCCCAGAACUCGGUGCGCUCUCGGACCUCCUCUAUCCAUUCGAUCAAAGACGGCGACCAGUUACCGGCGGAGACUGUGCAGACGGUGGCAGAGGAGAGUCGAUCUCAGGGAACCAUUGCAGUGAGCCUGUACGUCAAAUAUCUAAAAGCUGGAGCCCACGUCGUGUUUGUAGUUUUCGUCCUACUGAUCAACAUUUUGGCUCAGGUGGCGUACAUCAUGCAGGACUGGUGGCUGGCAUACUGGGCUGAUAAACAAGAGGACCUAAACGCUAACAGCACGGGCAUCAUAAACGGACAAAACGCCACGGCAGAGCUGGAUGUAAAUUUCUACCUCGGCAUCUAUGCAGGUCUGACCGGGGCCACCCUCAUCCUCGGCUUCGCCAGGAAUCUGUUCAUGUUCAACAUUCUGGUGAAGAGUGCACAGGCUCUGCACAACCACAUGUUCAAGGCCAUACUCCGAGCGCCUGUGCGCUUCUUUGACACAAAUCCCAUUGGACGGGUUCUCAACAGGUUUUCGAAGGACAUAGGUCAGCUGGACUCCAACAUGCCGUGGACCUUUGUGGAUUUUGUUCAGGUGUUCUUGCAGAUUGUCGGGGUGAUCGGUGUGGCGGUGGCGGUGCUCCCCUGGAUCCUCAUCCCUGUGGUGCCCCUGCUGAUCAUCUUCCUCUACCUCCGCCGCUACUUCCUGCAGACCUCCAGAGACAUCAAACGCCUCGAGGCCACCACUCGGAGUCCCGUCUUCUCCCAUCUGUCCUCGUGUCUUAAUGGUCUGUGGACGAUCCGAGCCUUUGGAGCAGAGCAGAGGUUGCAGGAUGUGUUUGAUGCUCAUCAGGACCUCCACUCAGAGUCCUGGUUCCUGUUCCUGACCAUCUCUCGCUGGUUCGCUAUCCGUCUCGAUGGCAUUUGCGCCAUCUUUGUUAUCCUGGUCAUGUUUGGCUGCCUGCUGCUCAGAGACCAGCUGGAAGCUGGCUCUGUGGGUUUGGUUCUGACGUACUCGGUCACACUGAUCGGCAUGUUCCAGUGGGGCAUCAGGCAGAGUACAGAGGUGGAGAACAUGAUGACGUCAGUGGAGAGAGCAGUGGAAUACACUGAGCUGGAGAGUGAAGCACCCUGGGAAACCCAGAAGCGCCCUCCUCCUGAUUGGCCGAGACAAGGGCUGGUGACCUUUGACCAGGUCAGCUUCUCCUAUGGCAGCGACGGACCGAAGGUGCUGCAGGACCUGAAAGUGAUGUUCAGACCCAAAGAGAAGGUUGGUAUCGUUGGGAGAACAGGUGCUGGGAAAAGCUCCCUGGUCUCAGCUCUGUUCCGUCUGGCAGAGCCUGAGGGAGAGAUCUACAUCGAUGGGGUUCUCACCUCUGAGAUCGGCCUCCAUGACCUGCGCCAGAAGAUGUCCAUCAUUCCUCAGAGCGUCAGUCUUCUUCUGGAGGAUGUGCUCGUGGAGUUUUAUGAGUAA